Molecule: messenger RNA, 1503 nt
Organism: Sparassis crispa
Lineage: Eukaryota; Fungi; Basidiomycota; Agaricomycetes; Polyporales; Sparassidaceae
Product: Endo-1,6-beta-D-glucanase
Exons: 15
Coding region: 1-1503 (500 amino acids)
Biological process (GO): glucosylceramide catabolic process
Molecular function (GO): glucosylceramidase activity
Source: RefSeq, a predicted model, not a curated record
AUGUUCUCGCGUCUGCUGGCCUCAUGCGUGCUGUUGGCAACUCCCAUUGCCUCACAGUCCAUAACUUCCAUAUAUGAUAUUUGGCAAACGACAUGGAAUCGUGAUUCACUAUUCACUUACACCAAUCUUUCACCCAAUCCCAUUCCUUGGAACACGCCCGGAGCAAUCGGGCAGGCGGAUAUUGUCGUGGACGAUUCUACGGUCUACCAGCAGAUGAUCGGCUUCGGUGCUGCCUUGACCGACUCUUCUGCAGAGAUCCUGAGCAACCUUAAGUCUCAGAAUGCGGCAAACUACUGGAGUGUCCUGGGCUACUUGUUCGAUCCUACGGACAGCAAGAACGCCGCGGGUGUCUCCUACCUUCGUAUCCCACUUGGUGCAUCCGACUUCUCUGCUUCCGUCUACAGCUUCGACGACGUCAGUGGAGACACUGCGCUCAACAGCUUCAACAUCGGCAACGCGCCGUCCUACCUGUUCUCUGUCCUCACCGACAUUCUAAGCAUCAACAGCGGCCUGAAAAUUCACCUUGUGCCCUGGUCGCCGCCGGGAUGGAUGAAAGACAGUGGAAGUAUGUCUGGAGGGUCGUUCCUUGAUACGUACACUGAUACCUACGCCAACUAUCUUUUGAAGUGUGUGCAAGGUUUCCAGUCCCAGGGUUUCAACGUAUGGGCAGUUGGCAUUCAGAACGAGCCCCAAAAUAGCAAUCCUUCGUAUCCAACGUGCCUUAUCUCCGCUUCCCAGGAGGCCCAGAUUGGUUUGUCUCUGAGAACGUUGUUGAACAACAACGGCUUCUCUAGCGUCAUUCUGAUUGGAUACGAGCACAACUGGAACGAUGCCGCGAGCUACCCGGAGCAACUCAUGCAACAAGCCGCCAGCGCAUUCGACGGCGUGUCGUUUCACUGCUACUCCGGGAACGUGAGCGAGCAGGCGACCUUCGAGCAGGCCUAUCCUUCCAAGUCAGUCCACUUCACCGAGUGCACGGGUUCGUAUGGCAGCGACUGGUGGAGUGAUAUCAAGUGGUACAUAGAUAACAUCUACUUUGGCGCUCCAAACUAUUGGGCGAAGACGGCAGCCAUGUGGAACCUUGCUCUUGACGGUAACGGAAAUCCGAUGCUUCCUGGAUCGAACAGCUGCAGCCCUCCCUGCCGCCCUAUUGUCACCGUCAAUAGCAACGGUAGCUACAGCUACAACCAGGAGUUCUACGCCAUGGCUCAGGCGUCUAAGGCCAUCCUUCCCAAGGACUCCGGCGGUCCGGUCGGUCAGCGCAUCGAGACGACCGUGGGCGGUUCGUUGAACUGGGGCUUGGUUGUCGCUGGCUAUGUUACUGGACGGGUUAGUUCCUCCGACUGGAAUCGGUACAGUCUCGUGGUCCUCAAUUGGGAUGAUCAGCCCAAUGGUUCUUGGGAUCCGACCCCAAUCGCGACCACCAUCGAGUUCCGCGGCUAUCAGGCUACAUACACCUUCCCUGUCGGAGUGACCACCCUCACCUGGUAUGCUCCCUCGUAA